AUGCGAAUCGCCGUCUUUAUAAAAAAAAAAGAAAAAGAAAUAACAAUACGGGUCGGGAUAGCAAAUGCCUUCAAAUCAACUCGCCUGAUUCAGUCCAAUGUCAUUCUGUUCUUAUCUGUCUGUCUAUCUAUCUAUCUAUCUAUCUAUCUAUCUAUCUACAUACCUCCAUUCUCUACUCUCUCUCUCUCUCUCUCACUCUCUCGCUCCCUCUCUCUCUCACACUCACUCUCUCUCUCUUUCACUAAUUCUCCUCUCUCUCUUUCUAUCUUUCGCUCUCUCUCUCUCUCUCUCAUUCUCUCUCUCGCUCACUCUCUCUCUCUUUCCCUAAUUCUCUUCUCUGUCUUUCUAUCUUUCCGCUCUCUCUCUCUCCUCUCUCUCUUUCACUUCUCUCCUCUUUCUCUUCUUUCUUUCCUCUCUCUCUCCUCUCUCUCUUUCACUAAUUCUCCUCUCUCUCUUUCUAUCUUUCCUCUCCUCUCUCUCACUCACUCUCUCUCUCUCUUUCACUAA
This is a messenger RNA of Acanthosepion pharaonis, 507 nucleotides long. NCBI's taxonomy places the organism in Eukaryota, Metazoa, Mollusca, Cephalopoda, Sepiida, Sepiidae. The record is from the annotation of a GenBank genome assembly.